AUGAGGCUGGGUAGUGUCCUCACGGCUGGGGUCCUCUACUUUUCUCCUACUGUGCUCUGGGUAGCCCAGAUGCUACUAGCAGUUGGAUGUCAUGCUGCCGCCCCUUUUGAGACACUGCAAUGUGAAGGACCUGUCAGCACCCAGGACAGCAGCUGCGAUACCCAGGAGGACUUGAUGGGCCCAAGGGAAGUUGACUUCCAGGUCAAGGGCUACACUUUCAGUAAACCCUUCCAUCUGAUUGUGUCUUACGACUGGCUGAUCCUCCAAGGUCCAGUCAGCCCUAUAUUUGAAGGAGACCCACUGACUCUACGGUGCCAGGCCUGGCAAGACUGGCCACUGGCCCAAGUGACCUUCUACCGAGAUGGCUCAGCAAUGGGUCCCCCUGGACCUAAUAGGGAAUUCUCCAUUGCGGUGGUGCAAGAGACUGACAGUGGGCACUAUCACUGCAGCGGCAUCUUGAGGAGCCCUGGUCCUGGGAGCCCAGAAACAGCAUCUUCUGUGGCUAUCAAGAUCCAAGAACUGUUUCCAGCCCCACUUCUCAGAGCCACCCCCUCUGCUGAGCCCCGAGAGGGGGACCCGGUGACCUUGAGCUGUCAGACAAAGCUGCCCCUGCAGAGAUCAACCACCCGCCUCUUCUUCUCCUUCUACAAGGACAGCAGGACAGUGCGCAGCAGGGGCCUCUCCCCGGAAUUCCAGAUCCCCACAGCUUCAAAGGCGCACUCUGGUUCCUACUGGUGUGAAGCAGCCACUGAGGACAACCAAGUUUGGAAACAGAGCUCCAAGCUGGAGAUCCGGGUGCAGAGUCCCUCCAGCUCUACUUCGUCCCGCACCUUGAAUCCAGUUCCUCAGAAAUCACCUGUUCCGGAAUCUACUCCAACAGCAUUCCCUGGACCUCAGCCUCCACUGUCCACCCCUUCUAAGAACCCAGGCUUCUCCUCUCCUCUACAGGUGCCAGACCCCCAUCUGUAUCACCAGAUGGGCAUUCUUCUCAAGCAAAUGCAGGAUAUGAGAGCUCUCCUUGGUCACCUGGUCAUGGAGCUGAGGGACCUAUCUGUCCGCCUGAAGCUUGAGACCAUAAAGGGUCCUGUUGAAUACGAGUAA
This is a messenger RNA of Nyctereutes procyonoides (raccoon dog), 1101 nucleotides long. It is a transcript of the gene FCRLA, whose product is annotated as Fc receptor like A. Gene Ontology annotation, biological process: cell surface receptor signaling pathway. The transcript has 6 exons. NCBI's taxonomy places the organism in Eukaryota, Metazoa, Chordata, Mammalia, Carnivora, Canidae. Gene Ontology annotation, molecular function: transmembrane signaling receptor activity. The record is from RefSeq and is a predicted model, not a curated record. The coding region runs from base 1 to 1101 and encodes 366 amino acids.